Durio zibethinus is the source of this 1237-nucleotide messenger RNA. RefSeq names its product polyadenylate-binding protein-interacting protein 9-like. The record is from RefSeq and is a predicted model, not a curated record. Gene Ontology annotation, molecular function: RNA binding. NCBI's taxonomy places the organism in Eukaryota, Viridiplantae, Streptophyta, Magnoliopsida, Malvales, Malvaceae.
AUUCUAUGGCUGCGCUUGUUGACAAGGCAGGUGAGGCAGUUGCUGCUGCUGCUAAUGACAACAGCAAUUUGGUGGUGGAAACAGCUAAAUCAGAAUCAAAGGAAUUCAAUGUGCAGAAGCUGGUUGAUAUGUUCACAAAGUUGAAUCCUUUGGCCAAAGAAUUUUUCCCAUCAUCUUAUCAGACCGAUAAUAAUAAUUUUAAUCAGAGAAGAAAUAACUACAACCAGAGUAGAAGAAGGCUUAAUGGUAGAGCUUUUCAAGCUCAAAGAGAUGAUAGUAUUAGGCGAACAGUAUAUGUUUCAGAUAUUGAUCUUACUAUUACUGAAGAGCAACUUGCUGCCUUAUUUAGUAGUUAUGGACAAGUUGUUGAUUGCCGAGUUUGUGGUGACCUGCAUUCAAUUCUUCGCUUUGCAUUUGUGGAAUUUGCAGAUGAAGAAGGUGCAAGAGCUGCUUUGAACCUUGGUGGGACAAUGCUAGGGUUUUAUCCAGUUAGGGUCUUGCCUUCAAAAACUGCCAUUCUUCCUGUGAACCCUACAUUUCUCCCUAGAUCAGAAGAUGAAAGGGAACUGUGCACCAGGACAGUUUAUUGUACAAAUAUUGACAAGAAGGUUUCUCAAGCUGAAGUGAGGAGUUUCUUUGAAUCAGCCUGUGGUGAGGUCACUCGCUUGAGGCUCUUAGGGGAUCGUGUACAUUCAACCCGUAUUGCUUUUGUUGAAUUUGCCAUGGCGGAAUGUGCCAUAAUUGCACUGAAUUGCAGUGGGAUGGUGCUAGGAACCCAGCCCAUCAGGGUAAGUCCUUCAAAGACACCUGUGAGACCGCGAGUUACCCGUCCAACAUUGCAUUAACUGAUCAACCAAGCCUUUUAAAAUCCAUGGAUGGAAUUAAGUGACUUCCCAAUUAAGGGAUGGUGAAACUUUCUUUUAUUUCAUUAUUUCCAUCUUUUCUGUCGCAACAGUUGCUUUUUAUCUUCGACUGAAGACAUCAUGGCCAUGCUUCGGAUUGAAGCUUGACGUUGAGAAUUUUUUACCUUAUUCUAUCCCUUUGUUUUGACAAUAAUGUCAUCUUGAGUGUCUUUUCUGCUAGUUUCCAUAUAUAUUUCAAAUGGUGGUUAUAAGCAUGCACGUGCUGAGUGAGGAACCAAAAUUUAGUACCAUCCCAUUCCCAUCAGGUUUUUCUCAUUUUCCAAGUUAUAAUAGCUAGAAAUCUGGUGUAAGUCUAAUGCCUUUAGGAAGGACAC